AUGACAGAGGUUUUAGACAAGAACGAGGUGUAUAACAAUGCUUAUGAACUUAAGGAGCCUGAGCCUGAGCAUUGUCCUGGUCCGGAAUCCGAAAAUGCAGGGAAAGGUGAUGCUUGCCAAGGUUGUGCAAAUAAAGAGAUAUGCGAAUCUUUACCCAAGGGUCCUGAUCCUGACAUUCCUUUAAUAACAGAUAAUCUUUCAAAUAUCAAGCAUAAAAUAUUGGUUCUGUCAGGAAAGGGGGGUGUUGGUAAAUCGACUUUUACUAGCAUGCUAAGUUGGGCUUUGUCUGCAGAUGAAGAGUUACAAGUUGGUGCGAUGGAUUUGGAUAUAUGUGGACCUUCGUUGCCGCACAUGCUUGGAUGUGUGAAGGAGAUUGUGCAUGAGUCUAGUGUAGGCUGGACGCCCGUAUAUGUGGCAGAUAAUUUGGCUACGAUAUCUAUACAGUUAAUGUUACCAGACGACGACUCAGCAAUUAUAUGGAGAGGUUCAAAGAAGAAUGCGUUAAUAAAGCGGUUUUUAAAGGAUGUAUAUUGGGAUGAUCUUGAUUAUUUGAUCAUAGAUACUCCUCCAGGUACAUCGGACGAGCAUAUUUCUGUUAACAACUUUAUGAAAGAAUCUGGUAUUGAUGGCGCUCUAAUAGUAACCACUCCUCAGGAAGUUGCUUUACUUGAUGUAAGGAAAGAAAUUAACUUUUGCAAGAAGGCAGGUAUUAAGAUAUUAGGAUUAGUCGAAAAUAUGAGUGGGUUCGUAUGCCCAAACUGCAAAGGUGAGUCUACCAUUUUCAAACCAACUACAGGCGGUGGCAAAGCAUUAUGCAAAGAGUUGGGUAUCAAAUUUCUUGGUUCUGUACCUAUAGAUUCACGUAUUGGUCAGUGCUGCGAUAGAGGGGAAAGCUUUUUGGAUAUUUUCCCCGACAGUCCAGCCUCCAAUGCCAUUCUUAAUGUGGUGGAAUCAUUACGGGAUGCUGUUGGGGAUUUUUAG
This is a messenger RNA of Eremothecium cymbalariae DBVPG#7215, 981 nucleotides long. RefSeq names its product Fe-S cluster-binding ATPase (gene NBP35). The record is from RefSeq and is a predicted model, not a curated record. Gene Ontology annotation, biological process: iron-sulfur cluster assembly. Bases 1 to 981 code for a protein of 326 amino acids. Gene Ontology annotation, molecular function: 4 iron, 4 sulfur cluster binding; ATP binding; ATP-dependent FeS chaperone activity. Gene Ontology annotation, cellular component: cytosol. NCBI's taxonomy places the organism in Eukaryota, Fungi, Ascomycota, Saccharomycetes, Saccharomycetales, Saccharomycetaceae. The transcript has a single exon.